AUGUUAGUGCACAAGUGUACUCUUGACGAAACUCUCGGUCGGAACGGGCGACUGCUGUGCCAGUGGAAUUCCUAUCGCGCGAUACACGUGACGAUUCAGUAUUACGAACAUACUAUUCGCUCUGGCGAAGUUACAUUUCACUCAUUUUUGGAAUAUGCGCUUUGGCCUGAUUCUCUUAUGGACUUUCACACACAGUAUAAAGGGUAA
Molecule: messenger RNA, 207 nt
Organism: Acanthoscelides obtectus
Lineage: Eukaryota; Metazoa; Arthropoda; Insecta; Coleoptera; Chrysomelidae
Source: the annotation of a GenBank genome assembly